UUGGGGGGCCAUGUGGUCGAAACAAACAUUAUUUUCAAGCCUUGCAUAAAAGUUGCGAUUGCAACAUGCAGGCUCUCCGGUUCAGUCGAUUUUCGUGGCCAUUUGGUAAAACAAAUAAGAGCAAUGCACUGUCUGUCGUCGAAGCUUUUGGGAAAUCUUUGAGAUGUCAGAGGUUACAGUGUCCUUUCACCCGUUCAUCCAUAAGACAGUAUUUCAUCAGCCGUGGACAGCAGUGGCAAAGCAAACAAGUGAUGAAAUGUGACACAAGCCUAAAACAUUCAGUUCAUGACAAAUUCAAAUGGACAUGCUUUUAUAGUGGUUUACCAAGUCACAAGCAGAGUUACUCGAACAAUAGUGAAGAUCGCAGUAAAAAAACUGACAAAUCGUUUGAAAACUCUGAGAUAACGGAAGUGACAGGUCCCGGUGGCGAUAACGUUUCAAUCGAUGAAACGUCAAAAACAUCCAAAUUUCCCAAUAUUGAGGAACCUUUGAAUAAUUAUGCGACGCAAGAAAGCUCGGUGCUUGAGGAAAGGAAGGUCGCCGCAGAGUUGGAGGGGAAGGCUGUAGAAAGCAAUGCCUCCAUCUUCCGGCGUUUCAAAGAUGCGUAUAAGGAGCACGGGAAAACUUUGAUAGCUGUUCAUUGUGUGACGUCUGCUGUCUGGUUUGGGUCUUUCUAUUAUGCUGCUCGUAGUGGUAUAGAUGUUCACGCUCUUCUCCAUGGUAUUGGUUUCCCCGAAAAAGUCAUAACACCUUUAGAAAACUCCCAGCUGGGCAAUGUGGCGGUCAUGUACAUCAUGUACAAGAUAGCCACGCCUGCAAGAUACACAGUAACCUUGGCUGGGACGAGAUACGCCAUCAAAUAUCUCAAGAAGACCGGCAGAAUCAAGGAGGUUCCUGAAGGGGAUAGUCUUCGGGAUCUCUUUUCAGACAGCAAGGACGUUUUCUCGCAGAAAGUUGAGGAGAGGAAAGAAGAAUGGGCGCAGAUUGUUGAAGAAACCAAAGAACAAAUCAAGACGCAGGCUGAUGAAAAAAAUCCAUUUGGGAAGAAAAAAGAGAAACGUGAUAAUAAGAAAUGAACAGGUGCUCCUUGUUCUGUAUCAUACCUACCAGAAAUAUGGCUUAGGAUCAAGUCCCUGAUGGCUUGUCGGCGGCUGUCUUUUAGGCAAGCUCGUUAGUAUUGCGGGAGGAUGGUGCCCUAAACUUGAAGUCCUGCUUAGUUGCAGGCAUCAGAUAGGGCCCUGAUGGCUUGUUAGUGGCUGCCUUUUAGGUGCCCGAAGCUUUUGGAGUUCCACUUUAGUUUGAGGUACAGGCAGUGGACAGGACACAGGACCAUGGUGUCUUCUUAGAGGCUACCUUUAAGGCAAGCUUGCUGGCUCUGCAGGAGGAAAGUGACCUAAACUCUAGAAGGCCUACUUUACUUUGAGCUGGAGGCAUCGGACAGGGCCCUGAUGGCUUGUUAACGGCUGCCUUGUAGGCAAGCAGUGCAGCUGUAGCAAUUCUUCUGGUAAACUCCCAAGUUCAGUCCUGCCCAAGAGUUUGAGCCCCUGACCCUGUAAUUGUUUUUUUUGUAGCUUUUAAAGUGCCCUGCAGAUGAGAUAUUUCAUAGUAGCUGCAGGCGAUAAUUAUCGUGCAUGACAAAAAUCUGUGGUGUCUGCAACAAAAAUUACCACUGCUGUGAUAUGCGGUCAGUACAAAAUUCAGCGAUAACGCUAACAGACAUCAAUAAUAGAGAUAACGUAGGUCUUUUUCUCGCUCAUGACAGUUAUUGUAAGUAGCUGCAACAAAAACCUCUCGUUUGCUGGGCACUUAAAACUUGAGGUAAAGCAGUGUUAUUGAGUGACAAUUUGAUAAUCCUUGUUUUUGCUGUUGGUAAUAAAAACUUUUUAUGACCACAUUAGUUUUCUUUUAUCUUGGAAACACUGGAAUAACGCUCAAGACUUUUCGUACGAAUUCCUGAAUGAAUGACUAGCCUUUCCCACUGAGGACUCCAGCAUUCUCCACCCCAAGUUUCUUGGGCCAGCUGCCUUUGUACUGUUGUAUGUGGAGAUGGUGUCUUUGGGGCAAACUGCCCAGUUCCAUGACUGAAA
Messenger RNA from Lineus longissimus, 2087 nucleotides. RefSeq names its product protein FAM210A-like. The record is from RefSeq and is a predicted model, not a curated record. NCBI's taxonomy places the organism in Eukaryota, Metazoa, Nemertea, Pilidiophora, Heteronemertea, Lineidae. Bases 66 to 1076 code for a protein of 336 amino acids. The transcript is spliced from 3 exons. Gene Ontology annotation, cellular component: mitochondrion.